AUGUUUUCGGACCCUUUGACACCCAUUGUCAGCGCCACAAGUCGACUUUCUCCGACUAUCAUUCCACUGCCACCAGCUGCUCUCACUGAGACUCCGUCCUACCUACCCUUAUCUGGAGUACGAGUUUUGGAACUAGGUCAACUGAUCGCGGGUCCGUUCGCAGGACAACUGCUAGCACAUUACGGAGCAGAAGUCAUCAAGGUCGAGCCACCGAAGACCGGCGACCCUCUGCGUGUGUGGAGGGAACUGGACAUAGACGGAACCAGUCCCUGGUGGCGCUGCAUCGGCAGGAACAAGAAAAGCGUUACCAUCGACAUGAGAAAGGCAGGAGGCAGAGACCUAGUACGCAAACUGGCGCUGAAAUGCGAUGUCAUACUCGAGAACUUCAAACCUGGCACGCUCGAGAAGUGGGGCCUUGGUCCUGACGCCUUACACCCCCACAACCCAUCACUCAUCUUCACCCGCGUGAGCGGAUACGGCCAAACAGGACCUUGGGCCUCCCGCCCCGGCUACGCGUCAGUUUGCGAAGCCGAGUCAGGGUUCCGAUACAUCAACGGAUUCCCAGACAGAGAUGGCGGGUUGGAAGGACCUCCCGUACGCCCGAACAUGAGCUUGGGAGACUCGGUUGCGGGACUCCAUGCAGCCUUCGGGACGGUGCUAGCUCUCCUGCAAAGGGGGAAAUGUGGCGGCAACGGCCAGACUGUCGAUGUGAGCAUUAUGGAAAGCAUGCUCAACCUGAUGGAGGGUAUCAUCCCCGAGUACGAUCGAAAAGGAAAGAUCCGAGGUCCCUCCGGUUCCUCGCUGACCGGCAUAGUCCCCACCAACGCUUACCCCUGCCUCCCAUCCUCCUCCUCGCCUUCCUCCCCCACAUAUAUUAUCAUCGGUGCCAAUGGCGACUCCAUCUACAACAGACUCAUGCAAGCGAUGGGCCGCCCUGACCUGACCGGGCCAAAGUAUCAGCAUAACCAACACCGCGUCGAGCGGCAGGCAGAGAUCGAGCAAGCCAUCGUCGAGUGGACCAGUAAGAGGAGCGUGGAGGAGGUGGAGAGGGUGCUCAGGGAGGCGGGCGUGCCGACCGGACGGGUGAACAGCGUAAAGGAGGUGGUGGAGAAUGAGCAGGUAAAGGACAGAGGGUUUGUCGAGGACGGGGUCGUCUCAGCUCCCAACCCUGGCUCUGGGUGGUACGUGAAAAUGCCGAAGGUAGUGCCCUUGCUUGAAGGGUCGGACCCCCAAACUCGGUGGGCUGGACCAGAUCUGGGCGAGCAUAACGAGGAGGUCUUGGUGAGAGAGUUGGGACUGACUGCGAAGGAACUAAGGACGCUGCGAGACGAUGGGGUUGUCGGAAGUGAAUUUCCCUGACGGACACAGAGACUUCGACAUGUUAUUUGGAUAACCACA
Messenger RNA from Gloeophyllum trabeum ATCC 11539, 1398 nucleotides. RefSeq names its product CoA-transferase family III. Lineage: Eukaryota; Fungi; Basidiomycota; Agaricomycetes; Gloeophyllales; Gloeophyllaceae. The record is from RefSeq and is a predicted model, not a curated record. The coding region runs from base 1 to 1359 and encodes 452 amino acids. The transcript has 9 exons. Gene Ontology annotation, molecular function: catalytic activity.